AUGGAGGGCUUCACCAUCCAAAACGUUCACUUCUCGUCGAUGGCCCUUGCUCCUCUCGCCGCCCUCGUGGGCGGAGAAAAUUCCUUCCUGGCGGCUCCGGUUAUGGGCCCAACCGCCGCUCUGCCGACACCGGCAGAGACACCCAGCCCGGACAGACCUGUCCGGCGACCUCGACCCGCGGGUCCGAGGGUAUUCUGCCAGCUGUGUGACGAAUACCCCUCUGGAUUCCGGGGAAAGCAUGAGCUUAGUCGCCAUACGAGUCUCAAACAUGGCAACCAGGUGCAAGUCUUCGCCUGUCUUGACCCUGGGGCUACGGCUACGGUUAAGGGCCAUCCGAUUCGAAAGCCCUUCGCGGAGUGCAAACACUGCAUGGACGUCAAAUUCUACAACUCGGAGCAAAAUGCCAUCGACCAUCUUCGGCGUGGCCACUUCAUUCCGAAGUACGACCCGCACUCGACAAACAAUGUCCGGGUCCUUCCCAGGGAUUUGCCGGCUGCAGAAAUGCGCCGCUGGGUCGAGAAGAUGGUUAUCACUCUCCCUCCACCGACAGCUGGCCCGGCCCCGGUCCCGGCCCCGGCCCCGGGCAAUGAUAACUUCAUCCCGGGCCAAGGAUUCAUCAACCCGGCUCUUUUGAUGCGCAAUCCGAAUGAGGACGACUAG
Trichoderma citrinoviride is the source of this 660-nucleotide messenger RNA. RefSeq lists its product as hypothetical. NCBI's taxonomy places the organism in Eukaryota, Fungi, Ascomycota, Sordariomycetes, Hypocreales, Hypocreaceae. The coding region runs from base 1 to 660 and encodes 219 amino acids. The record is from RefSeq and is a predicted model, not a curated record. The transcript has a single exon.